This is a messenger RNA of Morchella sextelata, 252 nucleotides long. RefSeq lists its product as uncharacterized. The coding region runs from base 1 to 252 and encodes 83 amino acids. The transcript is spliced from 2 exons. The record is from RefSeq and is a predicted model, not a curated record. NCBI's taxonomy places the organism in Eukaryota, Fungi, Ascomycota, Pezizomycetes, Pezizales, Morchellaceae.
AUGGCCGGCACCGUCGCCAACUUCAUCACCACCUCGCUGCUCACACUAACCUGCGCGACCAUCCUCUUCAUCGCGUACCGCAUCGCGCUGCGGCCCAUCCUGCAGAGCAUCCCGCUGCAGACGCUGUUCGCGGGCCGCAGCGGCGGGCGCGUGAUGCUGCCGGACGAUGGCGCGGAGGCGGGCGCGCUGGAGGAGGGGUUUAGGGACGAUAGUGAUGAGGAGGGGGAGGGGGAUGUGAGGGUGGGGAGGUAG